This is a messenger RNA of Nematolebias whitei (Rio pearlfish), 5913 nucleotides long. It is a transcript of the gene myo5aa, whose product is annotated as myosin VAa. Gene Ontology annotation, cellular component: vesicle; cytoplasm; actin cytoskeleton. Gene Ontology annotation, biological process: vesicle transport along actin filament; actin filament organization. Gene Ontology annotation, molecular function: ATP binding; microfilament motor activity; actin filament binding. The coding region runs from base 183 to 5654 and encodes 1823 amino acids. The record is from RefSeq and is a predicted model, not a curated record. The transcript is spliced from 40 exons. NCBI's taxonomy places the organism in Eukaryota, Metazoa, Chordata, Actinopteri, Cyprinodontiformes, Rivulidae.
CUGAACAGUCCAAAGACUUUUAGUGUGCUCAUCAACAUGGAGUUAAGACGCACAUCUUCUCUUUGAGUCUCCGCUUUUAACAAGAGGUUUUCUUUAUCGCUUCAUGAAAACAGACGCCGAGUCCCGACUAGAGCGGAGACCGGCCGGAGCUUCAGCCCAGAUUGGAGGAAGGACGUACCGUCAUGGCAGCGUCGGAGCUGUACACAAAGUCUGCUCGGGUGUGGAUCCCUGACGCUGAGGAGGUGUGGAAAUCUGCCGAGCUGAUCAAGGACUACAAAAAUGGCGACGCCUCCCUGCAGCUCAUGCUGGAAGAUGGAACGAACAUUGACCACAAGCUGGACCCCAAGACAAAGAACCUGCCUCACCUACGAAACCCUGACAUCUUGGUGGGUGAGAAUGAUCUCACAGCCCUUAGCUACCUCCAUGAGCCAGCCGUGCUCCACAACCUCAAAGUCCGCUUCAUCGACUCUAAACUUAUCUACACCUACUGUGGAAUUGUUCUUGUGGCCAUCAACCCGUACGAGACGCUGCCAAUCUAUGGGACAGACAUCAUCAAUGCCUACAGUGGCCAGAACAUGGGAGACAUGGACCCACAUAUCUUUGCAGUGGCAGAGGAGGCUUAUAAACAGAUGGCAAGGGAUGAGAGAAACCAGUCAAUUAUUGUGAGCGGGGAGUCCGGAGCAGGAAAGACGGUAUCAGCCAAAUAUGCAAUGAGAUAUUUUGCUACAGUCAGUGGCUCUGCCAGCGACGCCAACGUAGAGGAAAAGGUUUUGGCCUCCAACCCCAUCAUGGAGGCCAUUGGAAAUGCUAAGACCACCAGAAAUGACAACAGCAGUCGUUUUGGAAAAUACAUCGAGAUCGGCUUUGACAAUCGAUAUCAUAUCAUUGGAGCCAAUAUGAGAACAUAUCUGCUGGAGAAAUCACGAGUGGUGUUCCAGGCGGACGAGGAGAGAAACUAUCACAUCUUCUAUCAGCUCUGUGCGUCAGCUAAACUGCCUGAGUUCAAGACUCUGAGGCUUACCAACGCAAAUGACUUCUUAUACACCAGGCAGGGUCGCAGUCCUGUUAUCGAUGGCGUGGAUGACUCCAAAGAGCUUUGCACAACUCGACACGCCUUCACACUGCUGGGUAUUAACGAGUCCAAUCAGAUGGGGCUGUUCCAGGUUUUGGCAGCUAUUCUUCAUCUGGGAAAUGUGGAGUUGAAAGAAAAAGAUUCAGACAGCAGCAUUAUUGCUUCUAACAAUCUCCACCUGACGAUGUUCUGCGAGCUGGUCGGUGUGACCUACAAGGAUAUGUCCCAGUGGCUGUGCCACAGGAAGCUGAAGACGGCAACGGAGACGUACAUCAAGCCCCUGUCUCGCCUUCAGGCCACCAACGCUCGAGACGCCUUGUCCAAACAUAUCUAUGCCAAGCUCUUCAACUGGAUUGUAGAGCAUGUGAAUAAGGCUCUGGUCACCAAUAUUAAACAGCACUCCUUUAUUGGCGUGCUCGACAUUUACGGGUUCGAAACAUUUGAAAUCAACAGCUUUGAACAGUUUUGUAUAAACUAUGCGAAUGAAAAACUCCAACAACAAUUCAACAUGCAUGUGUUCAAGCUGGAGCAGGAGGAGUACAUGAAGGAGCAGAUCCCCUGGACUCUGAUUGAUUUUUAUGACAAUCAGCCCUGCAUCAACCUCAUCGAGGCCAAGAUGGGCGUCCUGGAUCUGCUGGAUGAGGAGUGCAGGAUGCCAAAAGGUUCAGAUGAUUCAUGGGCUCAGAAAUUGUACAACACCCACCUAAAGACUUGUUCUCUCUUUGAGAAGCCGCGCAUGUCCAACCGCGCCUUCAUCAUACAACAUUUUGCAGACAAGGUCGAGUACCAGUGUGAGGGUUUCCUGGAGAAGAACAAGGACACGGUAAACGAAGAGCAAAUCAAUGUGCUGAAAGCCAGCAAGUUCAACCUGCUGAUGGAGCUGUUUCAAGACGAGGAGAAGGCGACCAGUCCCACAGGUCAGGUUCCCGGCACCGGAGGUCGAACCCGGCUCAGCAUCAAACCUGACAAGAACCGAGACACAAGCAGCAAGGAGCACAAGAAGACCGUCGGCUGUCAGUUUCGUAACUCUUUACAAAUGCUGAUGGAGACUCUGAAUGCGACCACUCCUCACUACGUGCGCUGCAUUAAACCCAACGACUUCAAGCUGGCCUUCUCGUUUGAUCCCAAGCGAGCAGUCCAACAGCUUCGAGCUUGUGGUGUUCUGGAAACCAUCCGCAUCUCUGCCGCAGGCUUCCCAUCCAGAUGGACGUACCAGGAGUUCUUCAGCCGUUACAGAGUGCUGAUGAAGCAGAAAGACGUGCUCCCCGACAAGAAGCUGACCUGCAAGCACGUUUUGGAGAGAUUAGUGGAAGACCAUGACAAAUAUCAGUUCGGUAAGAGCAAAAUCUUCUUCAGGGCUGGCCAGGUGGCUUACCUGGAGAAGCUGAGGGCAGACAAGCUGCGCGCUGCGUGUAUUCGCAUCCAGAAAACCAUCCGCUGCUGGCUCGCUCGCAAGAAGUAUCUGCGCAAACGCAGCGCCGCCAUCACCAUCCAGAGGUUUACCAGAGGCUACCAGGCCCGCUGCCUGGCUAAGUUCAUGCGCCGCACUCAGGCAGCCACCAUCAUCCAGAAGUACCAGAGGAUGUGUGUGGAGAAGAAACGCUACAGGCAAAAGCAGGCCGCUGCAUUGGUCAUGCAGACAAUUCUCAGAGCUUACAUGGCUCGGCAGCAAUACCAGGCGCUACUGCGGGAGCACAAGGCUGUCAUCAUUCAGAAGCACAUCCGUGGCUGGUUGGCCCGGUGCUGGUACAAGCGCUGCCUUGAGGCCAUCGUUUACCUGCAGUGCUGCAUCCGCAGGAUGAGAGCUAAGAGGGAGCUGAAGAAGCUGAAGAUCGAGGCUCGCUCAGUUGAGCACUUCAAGAAGCUCAACAAAGGAAUGGAGAACAAGAUCAUGCAGCUGCAGAGGAAGAUUGAUGAGCAGCACAAAGAGAACCGGUUGGUCAGCGAGAAGCUCGUCGGUCUGGAGAGUUCUUACGCUGUGGAGGGUGAGAAAAUGCGCAGCGAGCUGAGCCGGCUGCGCGGGGCAGAGGAAGACGCUCGAAAUAAAGCCAACCAGGUGUCGUCCUUGCUGGAGGAGCUGGAGAAACUGAGGAAGGAGCUGAGUGUCACCCAGCAGGAGAAGAAGACCAUCGAGGAGUGGGCACAAACGUACAGAAGCGAAAUGGAAAAAAUGGUGUCCGAGCUGAAGGACCAGAACGGUUUGCUGAAGAAAGAGAAGGACGACUUGAACAGGUUGAUUCAGGAGCAGAGUCAGCAGAUGACGGAGAAAAUGACUCGAGUGAUAGCAGAGGAGACUCGCCGGCUGGAGACAGAUCUGAAUGAGGAGCGCUCUCGUUAUCAGAAUCUGCUCACAGAACAUCUUCGGCUGGAGGAGAAGUACGACGACCUGAAGGAGGCUUACUCCUCGAACGUCUCCAAGCCUGGCCACAGGAGAACAGAUUCCACCCACAGCAGCAACGAGUCCGAGUACACAUUCAACUCGGAGUACACCGAAUCGGAAGAAGGUUCCCGCACCAGAGACGACGUGACGCGAGGGAUGGACACUUCGCUGACCCUCAAGCUGCAGAAACGUGUUACAGAGCUGGAGCAAGAGAAGCAGCUGCUGCGGGACGAGCUGGAGAACAAAGAGGACCAGUUCCAGCGGGCUAGAGCCAGGGAUGAUGCAGAGUUCAGGAAGGCUCGUGGAGCUGAGCUGGAGUACGAGUCCCUGAAGCGUCAGGAGCUCGAGUCGGAGAACAAGAAGCUGAGACACGACCUGACAGAGAUGAGGCGAAGUUUGCUCGGCGACACUGCUACAAGUGCCGGGGCCCCGGGCUCGCCAGCUUACAAGGUGCUUCUGGAUCAGCUGAACGCUUCCUGUGAGGAACUGGAGGUCCGCAAGGAGGAGGUGCUGAUCCUGCGUUCUCAGCUGGUCAGCCAGAAGGAAGCGAUGCAUCACAAGGAUGAGAAGGAGACCAUGACGGAGCCGUCUGUGUUUGCAAAAGAUGUGAACAAACUGAAAGAUGCCGAUGAGUUAAAGCAAGCUUACAUCGGCCUCAAGGACACCAGCAGGUUACUGGAGCACCAGCUUCAGACUCAGAGGAGAACAUAUGAGAAUGAGGUUGAGUCGUUGCGAGGUGAGCUGCAGAACCUUAAGGAGGAGAACAACCGGCAGCAGCAGCUACUGGCCCAAAACCUGCAGCUGCCUCCAGAGGCCCGGAUCGAGGCCAGUCUGCAGCACGAGAUCACCCGGCUCACCAACGAGAACCUGGAUCUGAUGGAGCAGCUGGAGAAGCAGGACAGGACCAUUCGGAAGCUGAAGAAGCAGCUGAAGGUGUUUUCCAAGAGGAUUGGAGAGAUGGGAGCGGGUCAAACAGAGGGCCAAACAUCCCCAGGACAGAUGGUGGAGGAGUCCAUCCACCCUGUGAACAUCCCCCGCAGGGAGAAGGACUUCCAAGGAAUGCUGGAGUACAAGAGGGAGGAUGAAAUGAAAUUGGUUAAGAACCUCAUCCUAGAGCUGAAGCCUCGCGGCGUAGCUGUUAAUCUGAUUCCAGGUCUUCCAGCCUACAUCCUGUUUAUGUGUUUGAGACACGCAGACUAUCUGAACGAUGACCAGAAGGUCCGCACGCUGCUCACAUCUACCAUCAACAGCAUUAAAAAGAUCCUGAAGAAACGAGGCGACGACUUUGAGACAGUCUCUUUCUGGCUGGCCAACACCUGCCGCUUCUUGCACUGUCUGAAACAAUACAGUGGAGACGAGGCUUUUAUGAAGCACAAUACAUCAAGACAGAAUGAACACUCUCUGUCCAACUUCGAUCUCGCUGAAUACAGACAAGUCAUCAGUGACUUGGCCAUUCAGAUCUACCAGCAGCUGAUCAAAUGCAUGGAGAACAUCCUGCAGCCCAUGAUAGUGUCUGGCAUGUUGGAACACGAGACCAUCCAGGGCGUGUCGGGGGUGAAGCCCACAGGUCUUCGCAAGCGCACGUCCAGCAUCGCUGAUGAAGGCACCUAUACCCUGGACUCCAUUCUGCGGCAACUCAACACCUUUCACUCCAUCAUGUGCCAGCACGGCACCGACCCCGAGCUCAUCAAGCAGGUGGUGAAGCAGCUGUUCUACAUCAUCGGCGCCAUCACCCUCAACAACCUGCUUCUGCGCAAAGACAUGUGCUCCUGGUGCAAAGGCAUGCAGAUCAAGUACAAUGUAAGCCAGCUGGAGGAGUGGCUUAGGGACAAAGGACUGAUGACUUGUGGAGCCAAAGAGACGCUGGAGCCUCUGAUUCAGGCCGCUCAGCUGCUUCAGAUGAAGAAAAAGACCGAUGAGGACGCAGAGGCCAUCUGCUCCAUGUGCCAGGCUCUCACCACCUCUCAGAUUGUAAAAGUCCUGAACUUGUACACACCGGUCAACGAGUUUGAAGAGAGAGUAUCAAUCGCUUUCAUACGAACCAUACAGACUCGUCUGCGAGAUCGUUGUGAGAGUCCACAGCUGUUGAUGGACACAAAGAUGAUCUAUCCCGUCACCUUCCCGUUCAGCCCCUCCUCCGUCGCCCUGGAAACCAUCCAGAUCCCCGGCUCCCUCAACCUGGGCUUCCUCACUCGCGUCUAAUUCGAGCCGACGGGACCACUUUGAGCUGGACCUACAAGUCACCUGAGCCCAACUGACCCGAGAAAUAAAACCACAAAACCACCCCAGAGCCAGACUUUGAGUUGAUUUGAACAAUCUGGUCCUAAACUGACACACAGUUAUGAAACACACAUCUGUGUCACCCUGAAGACAAACAGCACUUCCUCUCACCCCUAAAGACACAGAGAAACUGGCUUCUCCAGCCACCAUCCACCGCUUGUACAAACGCGUCUUAGAAAAG